GGACAUUUGUGCAUUUAUCUACGUUUAACCAAUCUUCUUGUUCAAAAAUUGUUUAUUUCUGAUUGGUCAUGAAAAUUAAUUAAAUCUGAAAAAAAAGCUAUAUUAAAAUCAUAUAAAAGGAACAGAAAACUGAAGCAAACUGAAGCAGACAUAAACUUACCAAACGAAUAGAUGCCAUCUAGUAAUCAAAUUGUUUAAUCUUAUAACGAACUUUUAUGAAUACGAAUGAGACGUGCAACUAAAUUUUAUGUUUCAUGUAAAGUGCGAAUGAAGUGAAACUGUUAAGAAAUAUCUUUAUUAUUCUAUUUCAUAAAACAUUUUGAUAGUGAUGUCAAAAAUGACGGGAUACGAUACGCACGAUGAUGGUCCUGGAUUUGUUGGUAUUAGAUUUUGUCAAGAAUGUAAUAAUAUGUUAUAUCCAAAGGAAGAUAAGGAAAACAAAGUGCUUAUGUAUGCGUGCAGGAAUUGUGAUUUUAAACAAUUAGCUGAUAGUAAUUGUAUAUAUGUAAACAAAAUUAUGCACGAAAUUGAUGAAUUGACACACAUCGUUGCUGAUGUUAUAUCUGAUCCUACUUUACCAAGAACAGAGGACCAUCCCUGUCCUAAAUGUAAUCACAGAGAAGCUGUAUUUUUCCAAGCUCAAACCAGGAGAGCAGAGGAAGAAAUGAGAUUAUAUUAUGUAUGUACAAAUCAACAUUGUUCACAUAGGUGGACAGAAUAAAUUUAAUAAUUUGCGCUACGAAUCUAUUUAAUAAGUAUAUUUUUAUAUGAUUUAAAGUAAUAUACUAUUAUAAAUAAAAUUCAUGUAAAUAUGUAUAAAUUUAAAUUUAAUAUUUUUAAGAACAACUCAUAAAUUUAUAAUUAUUUUUGUUCUUUCCUUAACACUUUCACGGUUAGGUGUUUGCAGUUUUCAUUAUUUGCGAUUAUUGUGAUAACACUGACUGUCAUAAUAAAUUAUUAAAACUGUUAUUAUAUAAAUCUUAACAGAUAAUAAUAAUACUUUUUUAUCAUUAAUAAAUAUUUUUUAUUAAUUUAAUACUUUAGUAAUAUAUGAUAUUUUUCAAAACAUUUGCCUCCAUGAAGUGGAAUGUUACAAAAAAAAACAUAUGUAUGCUGUUGAACUUCUUUUUUUUUGCUGCACUGUAUACUCUGCAGGCAUUUCUAAGAUAUUUUAUGGCGCCUUGUACUAUUAUUUUACUUAUUUUAUGCUUCCUCAUAUUAGUAAACAACCUAUCUUGUGGAUAAUAUUUUAUAACUCUUUUUAUGUAUGAAGUACCUAUUUAAAAACUUAAUUUAAUGGACAAUAUAUAUAUAUA
Messenger RNA from Vespa velutina, 1316 nucleotides. RefSeq names its product DNA-directed RNA polymerase II subunit RPB9 (gene RpII15). The record is from RefSeq and is a predicted model, not a curated record. The transcript has 3 exons. Gene Ontology annotation, biological process: transcription-coupled nucleotide-excision repair; maintenance of transcriptional fidelity during transcription elongation by RNA polymerase II; transcription initiation at RNA polymerase II promoter. The coding region runs from base 329 to 721 and encodes 130 amino acids. Gene Ontology annotation, cellular component: RNA polymerase II, core complex. Gene Ontology annotation, molecular function: DNA-directed RNA polymerase activity; zinc ion binding; nucleic acid binding. NCBI's taxonomy places the organism in Eukaryota, Metazoa, Arthropoda, Insecta, Hymenoptera, Vespidae.